Polyodon spathula (Mississippi paddlefish) is the source of this 1331-nucleotide messenger RNA. Its product is annotated as N-terminal EF-hand calcium-binding protein 2-like. Gene Ontology annotation, biological process: regulation of amyloid precursor protein biosynthetic process. The transcript is spliced from 13 exons. Lineage: Eukaryota; Metazoa; Chordata; Actinopteri; Acipenseriformes; Polyodontidae. The coding region runs from base 4 to 1278 and encodes 424 amino acids. The record is from RefSeq and is a predicted model, not a curated record. Gene Ontology annotation, molecular function: calcium ion binding. Gene Ontology annotation, cellular component: cytoplasm.
UGAAUGCUCUGUGCCGAACCCGAAGAGAUGUGUGAGCAGGCUGCCCGUUACUGCAGAGACGGCGUCCACAAGCUGCUCAGCAAAGAACAGUCCAAACUCCGGUCUCAGAGCAGCGAGACAGAGACGGCAGCGCAGACAGGCAGCGGCGGAGCUCAGCUCGGUGGAAUAGACGGGCUAGUCCGCUGGAUAGUCACCAAGAUGAGCGACAACAAAAACCUCUCUUCCCGGGAAUUCCUCAAGGAGGAGUCGGCGGUUGCACGGGAGAAGUUCUUCAACCCGGAGCCACGGAAAGGCAUCUCUGUUAUAUUGGAUAUAUUCCGAAGAGCAGAUAAAAAUGAUGAUGGGAAGCUGUCCUUGGAUGAGUUCCAGGCCUUCUUCUCUGACGGGACUCUCAACGAGGAGGAACUGGAGAAGCUGUUCCACUCGAUAGACUCGGACAACACCAAUAAUGUCGACACCAAUGAGCUCUGUGAUUACUUUGCCUCUCACAUGGGGGACUAUGAGGAAGUGCUGGCCUCCCUGGAGACCCUCAACCUGUCCAUCUUAAAGGCCAUGGGCUACACCAAAAGGGUGUACGAGCGAGGCACCAAUGUGGAUCAGUUUGUGACCCGCUUCCUGCUGAAGGAAUCAGCCAAUCAGAUUCAGUCCCUUCUGAACUCGGUGGAGAGCGCAGUCGAUGCCAUUGAAGAGCAGACCUCCCAGCAGACAGGUCACUACCAGAGUAAAGGGGGUCACCACGUCUCGGAGGCCCGGUACGAGAACCCUGUCCAUGAGUACCCCCCCAACAACAGGGUCACCGCCAGGGAGCAGAAGAGGAACAUCCAGACUGGUCCAGUGGAGAUCAAAGAAGAGGGGUUGGAAGCCCAGAUAAACAGACUGGCUGAGCUGAUUGGGAGAUUGGAGAGCAAGACUGUGUGGCUUGACCUGCACCAGAGGCUGACUGACACUGAUGGCACAGCCUGCGCAUCCUUGUACCUGGUACGUCAAGAGAUGAGCGUAUCCCAGAAGCACCUGGGAGAGUUCUGCGAGGCGCUGAAGCAGUACAUGAAGAACGUCUCGGCACAGAGGGACUGCUUUCAUGUUACUGCAGUGAGGCUGCCUGAUGGAAUCACCUUUGUUGUAUAUGAGUUCUGGGAGGGAGAGGAGGAAUGGAAGAGACACCUCCAGAGCUCGCCCUGCAAGGUGUUUCAGCAUGUGAAAGUGGACACUCUGACCCAGCCUGAGUCCGUCUCCAGCGUUGCUGUACCAGCUGCGUGGUGCUCUCUGAACCGGGACUGACUCCGCCCCAGCCCCGCCCGUGCCCCAGCCCGGGGCCCCGCCCCAGCCCCGCC